Molecule: messenger RNA, 378 nt
Organism: Penicillium canariense
Lineage: Eukaryota; Fungi; Ascomycota; Eurotiomycetes; Eurotiales; Aspergillaceae
Product: BolA family protein
Exons: 3
Coding region: 1-378 (125 amino acids)
Source: RefSeq, a predicted model, not a curated record
AUGCUCGUUCGCACGCUGCCGGGCCUGCUUCCGCGCCGCCUGUUCUCCGUCUCCGCCAGAAUGGCCUCCGUUACGCCGAUGGAGGAUAUCAUGCGCGACAAGAUCGCUCAUGCUUUUACCCCGUCGACCCUCGUUAUCCGCAACGACUCGCACCUCCAUGCGCACCACACCGCGAUGGAAGGAUCAACCUCGAAAGAAACCCACUUCCACGUAACCAUCGUCUCCGACGCCUUCCAGGCGAAAAUGCAGCCCGCCCGCCACCGCAUGGUCUACGCGCUACUGAAGGAGGAGAUGGCUCGGGAAGGUGGCAUCCAUGCGCUGCAACUGAAGACCAAGACGCCCGCAGAGGAGCAGCGCGAGAAGGAGAAGAAUGCAUGA